AUGAUGCAUGUUUCGGAUGAGGAGGAAGUGAUGGACCCUGGGGUUCAAGAGGCCCGACGCGCAAGGCACCAGAGUAUGUUGCAUGAUCAGAGGCCUCAUAGCAGAGGAGCUGCGGGGUUUACCAAAGACGUCGAGAGCAAUGCAUUGCUUGGACAGUUCUCUUAUGCACCGGCCACGCAAACGACUGUUGUCACCACGACCACAACCACGACCACCAAAUUUCCACCCAUCUUGAUGCGUCCUCCUCGCCGAAUGCAGGAUCUUGAUCUGAAGCAAUAUCCACUAGCAGCAAGCCCCACGCCUGCUAGCCUCAAGAAGAUACAUUUUGAGAUAGGGGGAAGACAUACAAUAUUCUGCGAGGCACAUGACACAUCGCUUGCAUUAGAACAGUUGGAGGAAGAGCAAAGAACGCUCGGGGGCGCUAACGGCAGGAUUCAGACAAUUAGGACAUUUCAGCCUUGGUCAGACGCACCCGACGAAGAAGAAUGCCUGACCUCUUUUCAGAGACGGACAGAGAAGCGACCGGCUUCACCGGAGUCCAUCAGUGGCGACGAAGAACAUCCAACACUACAGGGCGCAACGUUUGUGUCAAGCCACCGUGGUGCUUCCGUACAACCCAGUAACAAACGCGAACCACUCAGCAUGCGGCUAUUGUCAAGAUCUCACGAUCUACGCACGUUGAACCCAGUAACUCCAGAAAGCAUGCCAAAACCAUCCCGGCACAGACGACUCAGCCGUGACCGAACCAGCGUGACGCGAACAACUACCUCUACGCUGCUUCCUUCGCCGAGCGUGGACCAACAACAUGCAUUUCAGAGCAUUCAAUCUUUUACCCCGAGAGCAAGUCAACAUGCUUCCAUACCCUUGGAUGACAGCGCGGGUAUAGAUCUCGAACAGACAAUGCUUGGGCGAGACAUGAGACGAGGUUCUUCGCAAGACACCGCGGUCCCAACACCUCCAAUUGAUGAAGAUGGUCAAAUCCCCGGCCCCCAAUCAGCCGGUCGCAUAGCAUUGUCUUCGGUGCCUGCGCGACUCCACGUUGCAGAAAGUCCAUCUGGGCAAGAUGGCUCUCUACCUAGUCCGUCCUUGUCUCCAGUGACGGCCGCUGCCACGCUACAGCAUUCAGGUUACUUUGCAGACCUUGACUCAAACUCCGAGGUAGCGUCUCAGCAUGGUAUCAUGGCAGGCAAGGCCCCCAGGGAGUCAUCGGUGACACCUUUUCCGCCUUCCAAUUCCACGGCAGAACAUAUGCGACAAUAUGGACAAAGCCCGAAAAACCGCUUCCGAGGCAGUUCCAUUUCGGAUAUACCGGCCAUGCUCGACUAUUUUGAAGCCAUACCCGAUGAGCUGAAGAGCUAUGUCAUGCACCAGCUUCUGCGAAGGUGUCCCAAACCCACUCUUCAAGUUGUUGCAGAUGCGGUAAACCCCGCGUUGAAGUGUGAUUUCCUCACCAUACUACCACCUGAACUAGGGCUCAAUAUUCUAAAAUAUCUUGAUCUGAAAAGCCUUUGCAGAGCAGCACAAGUAUCGAAAAAAUGGCGACAACUAGUCAACAGUGACGAGAGGGCAUGGAAAGAACUUUUCGAUGCCGAUGGCUAUACCCUACCUGAAGGCGAACUACAAAGGGCCAUCACAGAGGGCUGGGGUUGGCAGGACCCUAUUGGGCCUGCAGGUUAUGAACAAAAUCUCGGCUACGCAACCAGUUCAAAGUCCGGAAUCGAGGCUAUUGCAUCCGCUCCAUCCUCGCCCCAAGGGCAAAACAGAUUCGACGGUGUGCUUCGACGUUCGAAACGGAAAGCCACGACAAUGCUGUCCAACCGCAGUAAACAGAUCAAACACAAGGAAUCAUCACGUGAAGCCUCAAUUGACGUCAGCCUCGACUGGAUGAGCCAGGCCUCAAAUGCCGAUGGCCCAUAUCAUGCUGCAAGUGCUGCUCUUGUGGCUGUUCCACAACCAGACAUUGGUCUGCCGAGUCUGCGGGGUCUUCAUCUUUACAAGUCGCUUUACCGGAGGCACCACCUAAUUCGAAAGAACUGGAUGUUCGAGGAAACAAAGCCGCAGCAUAUCGCCUUUCGUGCGCACGACACCCAUGUUGUUACUUGUCUGCAAUUCGACACGGACAAGAUACUGACAGGAAGUGAUGACCAGAAUAUUAAUGUCUAUGAAACGAGAACGGGCGUCUUGAAGGCCAUCUUGACUGGGCAUGAGGGCGGGGUGUGGGCGUUACAGUAUGAGGGAAAUACACUCGUUUCUGGCUCAACCGACCGCUCGGUAAGAGUAUGGAACAUCGCCGAAGCACGGCAGACUCAGGUUUUCAGAGGCCAUACAUCGACUGUAAGGUGCUUGCAGAUCGUUAUGCCCGUCAAGGUUGGAGAAAAUGCCGAAGGCAAGCCGAUCAUGAUGCCAAAGCAGCCACUUAUCAUUACUGGUUCAAGGGACUCCACACUGCGUGUUUGGAAGUUGCCUAGACCAGACGACCCUGUUUUCAUUCAGCCCGAGAACGAGACAGAUGCUGAUGACUGCCCUUAUUUCGUACGAACGCUGACUGGACACCAGCAUUCGGUCAGAGCAAUAGCCGCUCAUGCCGAUACUUUGGUGAGCGGUAGCUACGAUUGUACCGUGCGCGUAUGGAAGAUCUCCACUGGUGAGACCGUUCAUCGGCUUCAGGGUCACACUCAGAAGGUGUACAGUGUGGUCUUGGACCAUGCCCGAAAUCGCUGCAUUAGCGGGUCCAUGGACAAUAUGGUUCGCAUCUGGGACCUGCACACAGGGUCUCUUAAAUACACCUUAGAAGGCCACACCUCUCUGGUUGGGCUCCUCGACUUAAGCUGUGAUAAACUCGUUUCAGCGGCCGCCGACUCGACCUUGAGGAUAUGGGACCCGGAAAAUGGGCAGUGUAAAGCAACACUGAGCGCCCACACCGGAGCAAUCACUUGCUUCAAACACGACGGGCAGAAAGUAAUUAGUGGUUCGGAUCGCACAUUGAAGCUCUGGAACAUCAAAACUGGGGAUUGCAUAAAGGACCUACUCUCGGAUCUCAGUGGUGUCUGGCAAGUCAAGUUCAACGAACGGCGUUGUGUGGCAGCAGUGCAGCGUGAUGGAUUUACCUAUAUUGAGGUUCUAGAUUAUGGAGCAGCUCGCGACGGUAUUCCUCCGCAUAACCUCGGCCGACGUAUUGUUGUCGACCAGGCGGGUUUCGAGACACGAAUUGACGACGACUACCUGGACGAUGAGGCUGCAGAUGUGUGA
Molecule: messenger RNA, 3249 nt
Organism: Exophiala spinifera
Lineage: Eukaryota; Fungi; Ascomycota; Eurotiomycetes; Chaetothyriales; Herpotrichiellaceae
Exons: 3
Coding region: 1-3249 (1082 amino acids)
Molecular function (GO): protein binding
Source: RefSeq, a predicted model, not a curated record